Messenger RNA from Penaeus chinensis, 2686 nucleotides. Its product is annotated as glutamyl aminopeptidase-like. Lineage: Eukaryota; Metazoa; Arthropoda; Malacostraca; Decapoda; Penaeidae. The transcript has 12 exons. Gene Ontology annotation, molecular function: peptide binding; metalloaminopeptidase activity; zinc ion binding. Bases 302 to 1792 code for a protein of 496 amino acids. Gene Ontology annotation, cellular component: cytoplasm. Gene Ontology annotation, biological process: peptide catabolic process; proteolysis. The record is from RefSeq and is a predicted model, not a curated record.
CAGCAUUUUUGGUUUCUUUUUAAUGUGUCUGUUGAUGGAACAUUUUUGGUUUCUUUUUUUACAUGUAUGGAAAUAAAUGGAGGUGAUGGGUUUUUUAAAUAAUGUAUCUGUGUUAUUGGUUAAAUGUACGAAAUACACUGGUUAUUGAGAGACAGAUAUAUGAUGUUAUAAGCAUUCUGUCUGUUGUCUGUUGGGUAGGACUCUCAAUUCCUGGGCAAAAGUCUGCAGUUGGUGAUGAAAAUUGACUCUCGGCUUAGUUCCCACCCAAUUGUGAAAAAUGUGAACACGCCUGACCAGAUCAAUGCUAUGUUUGAUGCUAUAUCCUACAGAAAGGUUGGUGAUGGGAUCAUCUGUGUUAAGGAUGCUGGAGGACUUCAUGGGAGAUGCCUUCCAAGCAGGAAUUAAUGCCUUCCUUAAGAAAUAUGCCUAUGCAAAUGCUGUUACAAAAGAUCUUUGGGCUGAACUUACCUUAUCCUGGGAGGGAAAUCACCCUGAAGGAGAGAAGGGUGAUGUGGGUGCUAUCAUGGACACCUGGACAAGACAAAUGGGCUAUCCUGUGGUGAAUGUGGUGAGGUCAGCCCCAGACACCUUCACUCUAACGCAGGAACGCUUCCUGCAAGACCCAACAGCUGAAUACGAUCCAUCUGAGUCAGAGUUUGGAUACAGAUGGGAUAUUCCUAUUGGAUACAUUACUUCUCACACUUCUCUUAACAAGACUUGGCACUAUCUGGAGCAGGAGUUAGUGCAGAUAAAGGUAGACCCUGAAGUCAGCUGGAUAAAACUGAAUGUGAACCAGAAGGGCUACUAUAGAGUCAAUUAUGAACCAGCCAUGUGGGACCAGCUUGCAGACCUCUGUGCUGAGCAAGUUCUACACCAACCAGACCGUGCUAGUCUCUACAAUGAUGCCUUAGCUCUUGCCGAUGCUGAACUGCUGGAUUACCCCGUGGCCUUAAACCUCACGCGCUCAUUGGCUUUUGAAACAGACUAUGUGCCUUGGGUUGCUGCUGCCGGUCAUCUGAUUGACAUGGAGAAACUGCUGCUUGAAACCCUUGUCUACCAGCCAUUUAGUGACUAUGUUUUAACUUUGGUGGAACCAAUCUACAGUUCUCUCGGAUGGACUGACACAGGAGACCACCUUCAAAAAUUGUUGCGCACAGAAGUGGUCACUGUUGCCUGCGCAAGUGGAAGCAAAGGCUGUCUGCAAGAAGCAGCAACAGAGCUGGGAUCCUGGAUCAAUGACAUCACUCACCCUCUGCCAGUUGGGACCAAGAGACAGGUAUACCGGUGGGGAGUGGUGCAAGGAGGAACCCAGGAGAUGUGGGAGACAAUGUGGCAGCGAGCUCUGACGGAGAUGAGCGCAACAGAGACAGAUAACUUGUACUAUGGAAUGGCCAAUUUCCAGGAUACAGGUGUUUUAGAGAGGUACAUUGAGCUGUCUCAGGAUGAAAAUAAUGUGAGAAGUCAGAAUUUCCUGCAUAUUCUGCAGUACAUCGCUUCCAACCCUGCAGGCUCUGACCUGACAUGGAAUUGGGUGAGGUCCAACUGGGAAUGGCUGGUGGAUCGGUAUACCCUAAAUGACAGGUACCUGGGUCAGCUGAUCCCAAAUAUAAGUAAAUAUUUUUCAACACCACGGAAACUCUCAGAGAUGGAAGAGUUCUUUGCCAAGUAUCCAGAAGCAGGUGCUGGUGAGCUCAACCGCCAGCAGGCUCUUGAGACAGUGCGUUCAAAUAUCCGUUGGGUGGAAGCCUAUUCGAGCACCAUCCUGGACUGGCUAAACUCACAGAAACAGUGAUGAUUUUGAGGAUCAUGAGCUCUUUCAUACAGUCACUUAUUUUCAUGCUUUCAAAACAAGAUUGUCUCACAAUCACUUACUGUCUGCAAGAGUUUGGCUUUUCAGAGUUUUGUCACAUGAAAGAACUUAUUUAACUGUAUAGCCAUAUAUCCUUUUAUCCUUUCUUUCUUUAACCUUCCUUGCUCAUCGUCUGCAAUGAUAAGAGCAAAGUGUGCUGUUAAUUGUCAAAGGUUGUGUUCAUGUUGAAACCAGCUGAUUUUAGUCAUUUCUAAGCGUGGUUUUUAUACCUAGGUUCCAGCUAGAAGUAAAGAGUUAGAACGUUUGCAUCUGUCCAGAAAGUUCAAAUUGCAUUUGUAUCAUCUAUUUUUGUAAAAUAUACAUACUUUGAUACAUGACCUAAAGGGAUUAAUCUGCUAGAGGAUGAGAAUUAGUAAAGGAUUGGAUAGUUUAGGGAAGAGAAUGUAAUACUGCAUAUACCUAUUUUAUUAUAUUUUACAUAAGUGUCCCUCUAUUGAAAUAUAAGAGCUUGGUGAUAUACAUGUAAUGUUUUUUUACUGCAAACUUUCAAGUAAAUAUGUAACUUUUUCAUUAAAAUAUUUAAGUGGGGGAAAAAUAGAGUUUCCCAGUUUUUAUGCUUCACUAACUUGUUUACUUUUCUUAUAAAAUACUUAGAAUACAAUGAGUCGACUCCACCUUGUAUGGGAGGCAGGCAAAAGAGAGAAAAUCUUGAGGAAAGAAUGAAUCACAAUACAUGUUUACUAUACAUGGAAAAUAAAUUAUAGAGCCUUUUUUGAGUUAAUCACAAGACAUUAUUAGUGAGUUAAAUACAGGUAAUUAAAAUAAGACUGAAUUCGUAAUAAAGACAAGAAUUUGCUUCUUUUGACAUACAACAAA